Messenger RNA from Moesziomyces antarcticus, 546 nucleotides. RefSeq lists its product as uncharacterized. NCBI's taxonomy places the organism in Eukaryota, Fungi, Basidiomycota, Ustilaginomycetes, Ustilaginales, Ustilaginaceae. The coding region runs from base 1 to 546 and encodes 181 amino acids. The transcript has a single exon. The record is from RefSeq and is a predicted model, not a curated record.
AUGUCAUCGUCGACGUCGAGCAACGCCAACCCGCCACCGAACCACGGCGGCAGCGUAUCCGGCGAUUUGGGCGGCCCCUCGCACUCGCGCGUUCUGCUCGGUCGCAAUGCCGGCAAGCUAGACCCCACGGAGCACCCACCUCUUCCCGUUGCGGAAGUCGGCGCGGCCAACCGUGCAGCUCAGAUGCGCGGUAUCCUGCUCGGCCUGGGCGGAGGCGUGAUCUCGGCCUUCAUCUCGCGCAAGGCACUCAACCUUUCCAAAAACGCAAGCUACCUGUCUGGAUUGCUGGCCGGAACGGGUGUUGCAUACAUCACUGCACGACAGCAGCUCGAACACAAUCUCGGCGCCGUCGAGAAUGCAGAAAAGGGUCUGCGCGGAUCGCUGAGGAGUUCCACGGACGCACGGGCAGGCGAUGGCCUCACGUCGACAGACCGCGAAAUGCUCAAGUACGAUCUGCAGGCCGCCGCCGAACGUGCACACGAAGCGGGCGUAGCAGGCAUGCAUGAGCUCAAGGACAAGUACGCCUCAAGCCGUGGCGACCAUUAG